UUAGCUAUUCGGCAGGCUCAGUUCCUCCCUCUUUCCACCACACAUCGCUCCUCUUCCAAAGCCUGGGUGUCUCCUCCUUCCCCAACUCUCUUUCCCUCCAAUUUUAACUUCCGAUUUGCCUCUCAAGAAGAUGACCUCCACCACCGCCCAAGUCCACAUCCUCGCCGCACCCGGGUUCUCUUCUCCGUCCUCUACAAAACCGACCACUCUUUCUCCGAGAACAGUCUUCUUUAGCCAGGGAAUCGUCAUCAAAACGACGCCGCUCAACCUCUCAAUUUCACCUCCACCUCCAAGAUUCGAUGUUUCAACACAUGCAAAGGGCAAUCCAACUGGGGAGCAGAAAUGGACCCAUGAAGGUUCAGUGACCGAAUCGCUCCCCAACGGUAUGUUUCGGGUUCGCUUAGACAAUGCAGAUGUGAUUAUAGGGUAUAUUUCGGGCAAGAUAAGGAAGAAUUUUGUGCGGAUAUUGCCUGGAGAUAGAGUUAAGGUUGAGGUCAGUCGAUACGAUUCCUCUAGAGGCCGUAUUGUUUAUAGAAUGCGUAACAGAGAUCCCAGCAAUGAUUAAUUUGUUUCAUUUUGCCUCUAAUUUUCAUGCAAUUUGUGGGAAAUUUGAAAUCAAGCUUUAAAGUUUGCAUCUUUUUUGAGUUUA
Molecule: messenger RNA, 649 nt
Organism: Hevea brasiliensis (rubber tree)
Lineage: Eukaryota; Viridiplantae; Streptophyta; Magnoliopsida; Malpighiales; Euphorbiaceae
Product: translation initiation factor IF-1, chloroplastic
Exons: 1
Coding region: 131-565 (144 amino acids)
Biological process (GO): translational initiation
Cellular component (GO): cytosol
Molecular function (GO): translation initiation factor activity; ribosome binding; RNA binding
Source: RefSeq, a predicted model, not a curated record